Messenger RNA from Daphnia carinata, 1196 nucleotides. RefSeq lists its product as uncharacterized. NCBI's taxonomy places the organism in Eukaryota, Metazoa, Arthropoda, Branchiopoda, Diplostraca, Daphniidae. The transcript is spliced from 6 exons. The coding region runs from base 65 to 1075 and encodes 336 amino acids. The record is from RefSeq and is a predicted model, not a curated record.
GUACAUAUGUACUGAGACCAUGUUGAUUGUUGUGGAAAAGAGUUAAUUGCUCCUAAUUUCCACGAUGACUUUCAAGGCUCUAUGCUCAGAGCUGUCAUUGGCAAGUGUUCUUGUUGAAGCUUUUAAAAGCGAACUUACAUGCAAUUUCAGCCCAUAUUGUUGGUAUGUUGAUAAGACCGUUAAACACGUGAUCGGGAAGCUUUGCGAAUUCAUUCGAAAGUUAUACAAGUUCAAGAGAAAACAAAAAGUCUGUAUUGAACCAUUAUGUAGUUCUGUUACUAACUGUGUAAAGUUACUUGAAGAAUUUGUCGACAGCCUUAAGGGUGCAGACUUGUCAGCAUUACCAAAUUUGUAUUACCAAAUCAUGCAACUUACUGAGAACUAUGCAAAACUUCUAGUAUUUCAGUCCAAAUGUAGACACUCAGCCUUGCAGGUGAUAGAUUACAAGCACAAACUUACUUGUUUUCUGAAUGGUUUGGCCACAUUCAGUAUCAGAAUACAAGUCGAGCCCCACCAUCACUCUCCAGUUAUCUUAAUUAGGCUGUGUACACAUCCAACUUUUUCAGCCAGCCGUCAAAUAUCUGGGAAGUGUGACAUCACUGAAAAUAAGAAUUGUGUUAAUCUCGAAUCGUCCUUUGUUGUACCGGAAACACCCCCAAGAUGCCCACAUCAACCUGCCUGUAAUGGAAUGACCACGGUACGUGGGAUGGGUUCACUUUCAUGGAGGCGCUUAUUUCCGAUGUUGGCACCUGUUCGUCCUGUACGGUUAAUGAGUGGGCGGUGGACUAUAUCGCGCCCUACUAACACCUCUGACGACGAAUUACCUCAAAAAUCAAACGAAUAUCAGGCAGGAUUCCAGAAAAAACUCCAGAACAAGCUCUGCAGUUCGUUGUCUACAGAUUGCGUGGAUGAAAGACAGAUUCUGUCGAAAAAACUGUUAUUUCCGAAACGGCCACUGCCAACUGUAUUUAUGGUCACCGAUUCGCUUUUUUCUCCUCCCAAGAAGCCAAAGACCGUUGAAAAUGUUAAUUGCGUGUUGACUGGGCCUAAAGCAUGGAUGUACAGUAUCCCGUAGUUAUUCCGGUUUUCAGUGUGGUGAGAGAACUGAGUCUACACCUUAUCAUGGUUGUGUUUUGACAGGGUGAUUAAUUUCAAACAAGUACUUUAAUUUUCUUGUUAAUGUAUCAUUGCAGCUG